GCGGAGUAAGGGCUAAGGGGUCAUUUAUAAAGAAAAACCCAUCCUCUUUAUCGCCUCCAGUUUUGUUCUUCUUCUUCUUCGUCUUCUAGGGUUUUCUCUCAGACGCUAAGCAAUGGCUGACGAAGCGCAGUAUUCAUCUGCUCCUGAUACUGCAUCCAACAAGCGCAAGUACGAGGACCAGCCUCCACCCAUGCUCACGCGCCGCCCCACUGGUUUCUCCGCCCCGAUCACUUCUCCCUCUUCUGAUUCCGCACAUCCUCCCCCUCCUUCGUACAACAACGUCCCGCCCCCUAUGGACGAGAUCCAGCUUGCUAAGCAGCGUGCUCAGGAGAUUGCCUCUCGGUUGAUUAUCUCCAGCGGCGGCGUGGCGGCCGGUGCUGGCCCUGGUGUUGGGGCUGAUGCCAAGCGCCCCAGGGUCGAGAACGGCGGCGGGUUUGAUUCCUACGACAAGGGUUUUAGUUCUGGUCCAGACCUGAAGCCUCAUAUGUCAAGUUCGGCUCCUUCGGCAAUACCUGUUUCCUAUGGAUUCCAAGGGACAAGCAAGAAAAUUGAUAUUCCAAAUGGUAGAGUGGGUGUGAUUAUUGGUAAAGGUGGAGAGACCAUCAAGUACCUUCAGCUCCAGUCUGGGGCAAAAAUCCAAGUUACUCGUGACAUGGAUGCAGAUCCCAAUUCAACUACCCGGAUGGUUGAGCUAAUGGGUACUCCUGAUCAAAUUUCUAAGGCUGAGCAGCUGAUAAAUGACGUUCUUUCUGAGGCUGAAUCUGGAGGUUCUGGCAUAGUAUCGCGAAGAUUAACUGGUCCAUCAGGAUCUGAGCAGUUUGUUAUGAAAAUUCCUAAUAAUAAGGUUGGCUUGGUUAUUGGUAAAGGUGGUGAAACAAUCAAAAGUAUGCAAGCAAGGACUGGAGCACGCAUUCAGGUUAUUCCUUUGCACUUGCCCCCUGGGGAUACAUCUAUGGAAAGAACCUUGCAGAUUGAUGGUUCAAGUGAACAGAUUGAGUCAGCAAAACAAUUGGUUAAUGAAGUGAUCAGUGAGAAUCGUGUGAGAAAUUCGACUAUGUCAGGAGGAUACAAUCAGCAAGGUUAUCAAGCUCGACCACCUACAAGUUGGGGCCCUCCUGGGGCUCCACCAAUGCAGCAACCUGGUUAUGGCUAUGGACAGCAAGGUGGAUACUCGGGUCCUUCAUCUCAGUAUAACAUGCCACAACCUCCUUUCCAAGGUUAUUCACAAUCGGCAUCGGGUGGAUAUCCUUCCAAUUGGGACCAGUCAUCUGUUCCACCAAAUCAACCCGCUUCACAGGGAAGUGGUUAUGAUUACUAUAGUCAGCAGCCUCCUCAGCAACAGCAGACAUCAGGAGGUCCUGGUGCUACAGGAGACAACAGUGGUGGUUACAGUUAUGGUCAACAACAAGCCUCUACUUAUAAUCAACAGGGCUAUGCUCAAGAUGGGUAUGGUGGUGGAUACCAUGCACCUCAAUCUGGUUAUGGCCAGCCGCCUACAUAUGAUCAGCAAGGUUAUAGUUCUGCUGCAAACUAUGGUAAUGUGGCCAACACGGCCCAAGAUGGGCACACUUCAUAUGGAUCUCAGGCGGACUCAUCACAGACAGUCCCUCCUUCACAACCCUCUUCAGUGAGCCAGCAAGGUUAUGCUGCAAAUCAACAGCCUAGCCCUAACCCAGGGAGUUACCCUCCACCAACUCAGCCAGGGUAUGGAAUGACUGCACCUUCUCAAACCGGCUAUGGUAAUCAACAAGCUGCUCAAACUGGGUAUGGAGCUGGGUAUGGACCUCCUCAAACUCAAAAACAGCCUGCAAAUCCUCCAGCUUAUGGUCAGAGCACUCAGUCGCCGACCACCCCAAGUGGCUAUGCACAACCUGGAUAUUCCAGUUCUCAGCCACCUGCAACUGGAUACACUCAACCGGAUUCUGGUUCUCAACGUGCCCCACCAUCCGGUUAUGGUUCUGCAGCUCAGCCAGGGUUUGCACCACCGCCUUAUAGCGUUCCUCCGACAAACCAGUCGAGUUACGGGCAAGCUCCACCAACUUAUAACACCUCUUAUGGUGCUGGUUACCCUCAGCCCCCAUAUUCUUCUGAAAGUAAUGCAGGUGGGGCUGCUCGUGGGGGCUAUGAUUCUGCAUCGGCUGCUCAGACGGUGCCACAAAGCGGUGUUGCAAAAGCAUCACCAAAAAGUUGAUAAAUGUAUGUGUCCAUUUAAAUGUCUGUUGCAGAGACCAGUUUACUUGGUUCCCAAGGAUAGUUUUUGUUAGGUCGGGUAGUGUGUUACGAGACCUUAUUAAUGUCUGAAUUCUUUACUGUAUUUGGUUUUGGUAUGGUUAAAACGUUGAUGGAGUUUUUGUCAUUUCA
Momordica charantia (bitter melon) is the source of this 2361-nucleotide messenger RNA. RefSeq names its product KH domain-containing protein. Lineage: Eukaryota; Viridiplantae; Streptophyta; Magnoliopsida; Cucurbitales; Cucurbitaceae. Gene Ontology annotation, molecular function: RNA binding. The record is from RefSeq and is a predicted model, not a curated record.